AUGACUGAUCUACCUAUGACAAUACACUUCUAUCGUUCGGGUGGAGCUGCUCAACUAACAACUCCUGGUUUUUGUCUUUGGUGGAUAUGGUUGCAGUUUUCACUUAAUGACAUUACGAUUGAUCUCAUGGCUUGGAUUUCAAUUGAGCAUCAUCUAUUGAAAUUCCAUGCGAAUUUCAAGCGUCGAAUACGAUCUUGGCAACAGGUAUCAUUCCAAGUAGAAACAAGUGCACGUCUUCGUCAACGAGAAGCUUUAAAUUGA
This is a messenger RNA of Rotaria sp. Silwood2, 261 nucleotides long. The record is from the annotation of a GenBank genome assembly. NCBI's taxonomy places the organism in Eukaryota, Metazoa, Rotifera, Eurotatoria, Philodinida, Philodinidae.